AUGACCGACCUCUCCUCUUCCCUCAUCUUCAACCAGAUGUCGACCGAACAGCUCGACUUCUACCUCGGACCACUGGUCAAAUCCGACCCCUUUCGUUUCCUAGGAGGUCUCUGCUUGCCGGUCCCCGUCGAUUCUUUCCUUUUAGGGUUGGGGGGGAUAAUGACGGUAUCCUAUUACACGUCACACCAGAACAGACGGUCGGAAGGGUUUCAGAGGUGGCCGUUGAGAGGGUUUAUAUUUUCGAUGGUCUUAAUCAGUUUGGGGACGACGAUCAACCUAUGGAUAUGGACGACGAAAGCUCUCGUCGUACAAUUCGGGUCGUACCACGAGAUCUAUGACGGUCGAUUCUAUAUGGCCUUCUACAUCCUCGGUGUACUGCUGGUAACCCCGGUUCAUGUCUAUUGGAGUAUCCGGAUCUUCAAGCUUUAUAAAAGGAACUGGUACAUCCUCGCAGUCUUACUAACGGGCGCUACGGUAUUCGGAACGUCGAUGGGCAUGUUGACUGCCGAAGUUGCCAGGGACAAGACGAUGAUGGCCUCUGCCGCCAGACCGCUCUGGAUCUUAGCGAUGAGGAUCAGCGUAUAUUCGCAUGCUGCUAUGAACCUCAGCGGAACUAUCCUUACCAUCUGGGGCUUCAAGCGUUCGGGAAAACUGGUUGGAUUCCGUAAAUCACCGGUCUCCAUGAGUCUCUUGGUCGCUGCCGAAAGCUUGGCCCUCCCGACCGUCUUCUCCUUGUUUGUGUUCUUCAUGUUCACCAUCUCUGGAAGGGUCGACUCGGCAGUCCCAUCCAUGAUCCUGUCGUCCAAGCUGUACGUGAUCUGCAUCCUGCAUGUUCUGAACCACCAUGCCAGCAUCGCCGAAGCAGCCAGGAUCGAGAACUUUUACGGCUCCGGAGAUGACAACAAGAGGCACUCUGCGUUGGACGGCAGGAUGAAUCCCGCUGUACUCCAGCUCGGCGCCUUGUCCAAGCACGGUGGUCGAAGCCGACACGACGCCUACAACAACGAUUUCGAUCUCGGCUUGGAGCGCCAUUAUCCUUCCGAUUCUACCAACAACCUCGUCGAGUACAAGGGAGAGUUCGUGCACUUCAAAGACGAGCCGGGCUCCAUUAGAUCGCACAGGUCGACGACGAGGUCGUCCGAGGAGGAUUACAAGUAGCGUCGUCGUUGUAUCAGGGCAGGCACAGGAUCGAGGUUUUUGGGACUAUGGAAGGAAUCUUUCCC
Messenger RNA from Filobasidium floriforme, 1223 nucleotides. RefSeq lists its product as uncharacterized. Bases 1 to 1158 code for a protein of 385 amino acids. Lineage: Eukaryota; Fungi; Basidiomycota; Tremellomycetes; Filobasidiales; Filobasidiaceae. The record is from RefSeq and is a predicted model, not a curated record. The transcript is spliced from 11 exons.